GACCACUUCAACCUGCCAAAGUUCUCCUUCGAAAUCUUGAUAUAUUCAAGACAAGGUACAGCUGCACAGACACUGCCAACAUGGUGGUUCCAUCGUCAUUUUCCGCGGUGAAAGCUCACCUGGACCAAAUCCAAAGCGACCCUUCCGUCAGCAUAGACACCACGCUUCUUGACAAACUGAAGAUAGAACUCACGGAGAACGUCGACCCUAGUGUCCCUGCAACGCUUCUGACGCAGAUCCCGCAGAUUCUACCAGUUCUUCAGGAAGAUCCAACUCCUCUCACCGUCCUGGGCACAAGAGCCACCGCAUACUUCUCCUUUGUUGAUAUCCGGUCCAUCAAUCCACCUGUCAAUUUCGUCGCGGGCUUCAAGGCACCGUCGCCACCGAUAAAUUUGUUGGCACUUUCGUUGUUGGAGAAGGCAGGACGGGUACCCAGUGAUGCUGCGAUAGUGGCUGGCGAUUCGGAGUUGGUUGCUUCUCUAUUGGAACUUUGGCUUUCGACGUCUUCAACCGAAGUGGCACAAGCGGCAUUGGAUACGAUUUGGGCGCUUCUGGAAAUUGAUGAUGAUAUUACUCGGGAGAAUGAGGCAGAUGACAAGGUCGGAGGACAGGGCCUUGUGUGGAGGAGGAUGUUCACCGACAGGGACGUCUACGGAAUCUUCUUCUCGACAUGUAGUCUCAGCGACAACGGACCGGGGAACCUUUUAAAGCGCGAUAAAACAGUGGCCCAAGGCAGGUUAAUGGGACUCCUUGAGAGAGCGGGUAGACUCCGCUGGGACAUUAUUUCGACCUCGCAAGUUCCUGAAAUUGAAUCCAAAUACCAAAGUAACAGCUUACUGCAUUUUGCGGCUUGCCAGAUGGUCGACAAGAGCGAUGUACUGAUGCACAUGACACUAUUGAACUUCUUCCGUGACCUUUUAGAAAUCGAUGCGCCGGGUCUUGUGGCAAGGAGCUACGUUCAGUCUGCCUCCACGUUUUCUUCUCCUGCUCUGGACUUCCUUAUUGCACACAAUGUCCACCCGACGGUGGUUGAAUACUAUUUGGACGAAUCCAAGCUCGACCCUGUGGAUCUCAGCUUUCUUUACGGUCCGGUUAUGACUUACGUCGCGCAAUAUACAGAACUAUACCCCAACCACUUUCUCCAAAACCAGCAGAGAUUGUUGGACCGCGUAUUGGAACGAGUCACCGAGUCCCUUAGGAUCUCUUCCACGCAAUGGGCGCAUGGCCAGAUUCCAAGCGGCCAACUCAAUGUUCUCUCUUCCCUUCCUCGUGUACUGUUAGUGGAGGCCAGUAAGCAAGGUCUCAAUCCUGUGCUUGUGCUCCCUACCAACCCACCCAGCAGGGAAGCAUUGAAUGCCCUUGCUAAAAUAUUCCACGGCCCACAGAGAUCGAGUACUCCUAAUUCAACGGAGCUCAAUUCCUCUGGCCAGACUCCGACGGACUGGCACAAAGAGGCAGCGGCUGCUCGUUUCUUGUACUUUGCUUAUUUGAACCAUCACCCCAAUCUUUGGAGAGAUAUCGUCGCAUCAGCUGACAUUCUGGUCAUGAAAGAUGUCUCUUUGGCAUCGAUGUCAUUCAUGCAAGCCAUCGUAACCGCGAAUUGGCAGACUUUAACCGGUGAGGUCAUCACGCCAGUCCCUAGUAUGGGCACCCGAUUUCAGCUUCCAUCGGAACAAAAUCUUGGGAGUGUGUCUCCAUCUGUACAAGGAUCACUACCCGCUUCGGGCUCCUGGGCAGUGCUCACUCCGCCAGCUCUGUUGACGCUACUACCCUAUCUAUUCAAACCGCCACGGUCCUAUGCAGAGUUCGUGGGAGGCGGAGCUGGUGAUGCGGAGAAUGCGGUCUGGAAGAUUGCUACUGCAAAGUAUGAUGUGCUCGUGACUUUGCACGAUCGGAUGAAGGAGUUGGAUGACAAGACACCGGAGUUUGAAGAUAUCGUGCGGACCCUACGGCAACGGGUUAGAGAUGGACCAUUGGGGCCUACCACGCGGACCGUGCCGAAUGUUGAGACUAUAGGGCUGUGAGAUAUUUACUAUGGGGAAUUGUUGUAAAAUGCUGUUAAUGAUAAUGAAAAUUGCAUGUCUAUUCUUUCAAAAUUCUUCCCGGAAUAUAUAGCCAACAUAGUCC
Molecule: messenger RNA, 2127 nt
Organism: Aspergillus ruber CBS 135680
Lineage: Eukaryota; Fungi; Ascomycota; Eurotiomycetes; Eurotiales; Aspergillaceae
Exons: 1
Coding region: 81-2024 (647 amino acids)
Source: RefSeq, a predicted model, not a curated record